CAUCCGUACGAACAAAUAAACCCUAAUAUCCGUACAAAAGGGAAAAGAAUCAUCUUGAUUCCCUCAUUUCUUUAUUAAUUCAUCUUGAUCGCAACCACGCUCCGCCGCGCCAAACCUCUGAUCCCAUCUUUGAUUCAUCUGCAGGUGGUCGAGGAUGGAGAAAAAGUGGAAAGGUGAGAUUAAGAAAUUAUCAAAUUCGGAGUUUCCACCUGAUAAUAUAAUUCAGGUAAUACUCUCGAAAGUCCCUUUAUUCAAUUUGACCAGUUGCAGGCUCGUUUGUAAAUCAUGGAACAAUUUAAUUUUAACUUGUAAGUUUGAUCCUUCACUCUUCCUUUCCUUUGCCUAUGAUUGUCCCUCUCGCACUCUCUAUUGUGUGGACUUCGAUCCUAUGUAUUUUGAAGGAAUGAAUAGUAUUGGCUCAUUUACCUUCCAUCCUAAAUUUUCCACCAGUGACAGUUCCAUCUCUAUUAUCAAUGCCUGCAAUGGACUCCUUUCUCUUCUUAUCUCUAAACGAAAACUAGGAUCUGUAUCUUAUGUUCUUGGCAUAUUAAACCCCAUGACAAACGAGUACUUCAAAUUUCCCGCUGAGAAGUCGAAAUCACAUUGUUGUUGUGGUAGACUCUACAGCUACGGAUUAGGAUUCAAUCCUAAAACAAAGCAGUACAAAAUAGCAAGAACCUCGUUUAGACCUGAUGAAUCCACUACCUUAGUAGAGAUUUUUACAUUUGGUUCUACUCACCAAGUUUGGACCCCUGUUGGCUUUUUGCCUUCUCUUGUCGUUGAAGACCAUGGUGUUUAUUUCAAGGGAGGCCUCUAUUGGGUCGCAAACCAGCCGGAUCCACACGAUUCUUCUAUUAGUGCCAUUUACCGUUUGGAUUUAGAAAACGAGAAACUAGAGAAAAUUUCAUGUCCCCAAUAUAUCGGUGGUCAUUUUUUCUUUGGAGUUUUUGAUGGUACCCUCUAUCUAACUGUUUCCAAGAAUAACAAGUACCAGGUGUGGAAGAUGAAAGAUAAUUUUUCAUGGAUUAAAGCAUUUGUUAUAUCUAGACCAAGAAAUUUGUGUCAUCCUGACCAUCCUCACCAACCUUGGGGAGUAUCUCAGCUCGAUCCCAUCAAAGCUUGUGAAGAUGGGAAGAUAUUGUGUCUUCUUGCGGGACUUCAUUUAAUACUGUAUGACCCCAAGACUAAGAGCGCGGAGAUAUUGACUGAUCAAAGUGUUAAAGUUGAGAAACAUCUGCACGUUCAUCAUAUUGACGCCUUCAAUUUUAAUUCUCUCCCCAGCAUUUUGGCAGGAAACAGUUGAAUGAUGAGCUUUACAGUAAAUUCUGAUAUGAUCGACAUUGCCUAUGGAUGAUAAUGGUGAACAGAGAUUGUUAACAUCAAAGGGACUGUUCCAAAUGCAAUGGUGCUUCUUUGCUGAUUAUCGUUGGGGGAGUCUGUUUAGCUUGUUCAAAGUGCAUUGGUGUUGGCCCAAGAAAGAUUCCAAUGCCCUUCUACACUACACUAACGGUCCUUAGUUAAAUGUUCAGACAAAAAUCCUUUGACCUAAUUGAAUCUUUGCCUUUUUUUGGUGCUUGUGAUUUGAAAGAAACUCUAGAACCUUUCAUGAUCAAGAAACUAGCCAGGAUUUCUCUUUGGAAUUUUGUUGCUCUUUGUACCUCAACUUGAUCUUUUACUUCUAAAUUCUUUUGUAAUUACAACCUGAACCUAACUCAAAUUUAUACUAGUUGGGCUCUUUUCCUGAUUUCUGUUA
Cucumis sativus (cucumber) is the source of this 1753-nucleotide messenger RNA. Its product is annotated as F-box protein At3g07870. The record is from RefSeq and is a predicted model, not a curated record. The coding region runs from base 155 to 1303 and encodes 382 amino acids. Gene Ontology annotation, molecular function: protein binding. Lineage: Eukaryota; Viridiplantae; Streptophyta; Magnoliopsida; Cucurbitales; Cucurbitaceae. The transcript is spliced from 2 exons.